This is a messenger RNA of Mya arenaria, 15614 nucleotides long. RefSeq names its product basement membrane-specific heparan sulfate proteoglycan core protein-like. The record is from RefSeq and is a predicted model, not a curated record. The transcript is spliced from 93 exons. The coding region runs from base 397 to 14028 and encodes 4543 amino acids. NCBI's taxonomy places the organism in Eukaryota, Metazoa, Mollusca, Bivalvia, Myida, Myidae. Gene Ontology annotation, molecular function: protein binding; calcium ion binding.
GAGAAAAGAGAAAUAGCAGUAGCGGUUGAGUCUCAACCGGGUUUUCGGUGUCGGCUAGGUGUAGUUAAUACAGUAAGAGUUUGUGAUAGCUUUGGAGAAGUGAAACGGGGAUAUACGAGUAUUGCAAGCAGGGUUGUUUUUUUCGCUGCUGAAUUUCUCAUUAGUUAGUCAGCCGGCUGAGAGGGAAAGAAAAAGGAAUAUUUGUUGUCGGGCUGGCUGUCUAUACUGUGGAUUCUCUGUCCUAAAUUGCCGAGUUGCACCCACUGCUGGAAAUUGUCCACAUUCUUAUCCUUCCGGAUGAAGUUCAAUUGAUCAGUGGAUAUUACAUUCUGGUGUUAAUACAGGCAAGGGCUAACUCUAGCCCUGACGGUUGACCCGAACGGAUAAACAAUAAAGAUGGGGCCCAAUCUGGGUCUUUGGACCCUAAUCCUGGCCUUUGUGGCGCUUGGAUAUAUAUCAUCUGAAACCGAAAAAGACUUUGAGUUUGCUGGUGAGAAGACAGCUCAACUUUCUGAUGAUGAGGACUUUCUGGCGGACCAAGAAGGGUCAGGGGACAUUGAGGGGAGCGGCGGGGCAAUCGCAGUGCCAGCCUUAUAUAGAGCCAGGAUCAACAUCACAAGUCUUUCAUUUACGGCUGAAAUCGAGGCAGCACGGGACUCUCGUACAAUCAACAGUCUAGCGAUUACUAUACAGCUCCAAAAGGCUAUAGAGCAAAUCCUAGCCAGCCUGCGUGGGACUAUACGGAUAAGAAUUGUGGAUUAUGAGCCGGGCUCACUGAUGGUCGUGUUUGAUGUGGAGACUGAUGGUUCCGCCACUGAAGAUGAGAUCGUUGCCCGUCUCAAGGAAGCGCUCAGUAAAGGAGUCAUUAAUGGGAACGAAGUCAGUCUGGAGGGAUUCCAGUUUGAUCUGGUUAGGACUGAACCAGCAACCUGCCCAGCUUACUUUGGAACAGAUCCUGCACCCCUUCCUGAUAUUGAUAGGACUAUAUAUGGAGCCAAGGCAAACAUCAUGGUUGACAAUCCAUUCCCCUGUGACGGAACCAUUGUGGCUUGGAGGUACUACCGAAUUGAAAGAGUGGGCACUGCCUACUUUGGAGUGUUCAGACCAGUUGAAGGAGGCGGUCAUCAAAUAGUCAAUUAUACUGAAAUUCCUGAAGCAGAGAUCGGAGAACAAAGGGUCCAGCUGACUAAUAAAAUAAAUGUAAUUCAGGGCAAUUAUAUUGGUGUUUUCUACGAUCGGGGAACCCAGUUUGGGGUGGUCUCAAAUGAUAUCAGUUUAUCUAGUAGUGAUAGAAACGAUCUAUAUACUAACUAUGUUAUUGCUGCCUACUUUGAAGACCUUUCAUCCGGAACCUAUUAUCAAAAUCCAUAUGGAUACGAAACCACUAAAGCCAAAUUUGCAAUACAGGCAGAGAUGGAAUAUGGUGGACCAGUUGUUGUGACUGCUGCCCCUGUAGUGUGCACAGCUGAGGAGUGGAAAUGUAGGAGUGGGGAGUGUAUUCCACAGGAAUAUCGCUGUGACAACCAGCCUGAUUGUUUUGAUAAGUCUGAUGAAGAAGAAUGUGAUAAUUUGUCAAACUGCGCAGCCGAUGAGUUUAGGUGUAAGAACUUGCUUGUGUGCCUACCCCCACAGUUUGUGUGCAACUUUGUUGAUGAUUGUGGAGACAACUCGGAUGAAGAACAGUGUGGUCCCGGCCAGGUGCUGAUCACCUCCUAUAUUGAGAGUAGCAGCUCCAAUGAGUACAUGUUGUCCUGGGCCCGGCCCCUGAUGGGCUCUUCUGAUAUCAACAAUUACUCCAUCAAAUGGAGAAAGGUCACUGUGCGGGACGGCCAACUGACAUCCCAAGGUAACUUCAUCAUGGAACAGGCCGUGUCACAAUUUUACCAGGUGGUUAUCAGUUCGGACAAGGAGAACCACCUCAUCACAGGCCUUGAACCAAGGACAUACUAUCAGGUGGAAAUUGCCGCUAAUAACGAAGUCGGCUCCUCCGUACCACAGGCUUUCAUCUUCAAAACUGCUGACCGUGGUUGUGAGCCCGGGCAGUUCCAGUGUAACAAUGGCGGAUGUAUCGACAAUCGGUUCCGCUGCGAUGACAGCCCAGACUGCUCCGAUGAUUCUGAUGAAAUUGGAUGCAAUGAGAUCCCUACGUGCCCAGAAGGCAUGAUGCGAUGUCUUCUCCAGGAUGGCUCAUCCAAGUGUGUCCUUGCAUCUGUCGGUUGUGCCUGUCGGGAGGAUGAGUUCCAAUGCUUGGAUGGUCGGGGCUGUAUUAACUUUGCCUCCAUCUGUGAUGGGAGGGAUGAUUGUUCUGACCGUUCAGAUGAGGCUAAUUGUGACUGUGCCGAUGGCGAAUUUCAGUGUUCGUCAGACCGGCGAUGUAUCUCCAACUCCCUACGAUGCAACUCUCGACCGGAUUGUGCUGAUAGUUCAGAUGAGGCCAACUGCCCUUGCAGACCCGAUCAGUAUACAUGUGCUGAUGGUAAUUGUGUCGAAGGAAACAUGAGAUGCGAUGGCGUGCCCCAGUGUGAGGACAGAUCAGAUGAGUUUGGAUGUCCAUGUCCACCUGGAUCGUUCACGUGCACAAACACCCCGACACGGGAAUGUGUGGACGAGGGGCUGCGUUGUGACAGAACCCCUGACUGCUCAGAUGGAUCUGAUGAACAGAACUGCCCGACUCCAACAUGUGGUCCAGGCAAGUGGCAGUGUAGAGACACAUCAUGUGUGCCGGAAUCCAUGAGGUGUGAUGGGCGACCACAGUGUGAGGAUGGGUCAGACGAGGACCAGUGCAUAGCUACUUGCAGACCCGAUCAGUAUACAUGUGCUGAUGGUAAUUGUGUCGAAGGAAACAUGAGAUGCGAUGGCGUGCCCCAGUGUGAGGACAGAUCAGAUGAGUUUGGAUGUCCAAGAGACGACCCACCCGUGGCCAAUGCAGGAAGUGACAUCACUGUCACCUAUCCAAGCCCUAUAAGACUAGAUGGCCGACGCUCAUCUGAUGACACCAGGAUUGUUGGCUACCAGUGGCGACGUACUGACCUCUCACCAGGUUUCUUCUACUCAGGAGAGGUGAUCGAUAUCACAGAUUUGGCUCCCGGCACGUAUGACUUUGUUCUAACUGUUGAAGAUGACGCUGGCCAGACUGACAGUGACAAUGUCAGUGUUACUGUGAAUGGCUGCAGAUCAGACCAGUACACAUGUGCUGAUGGGAAUUGCGUGCAGGCUAACAUGAGAUGUGACGGAGUGCCCCAGUGUGAAGAUAGAUCAGAUGAGCUUAACUGCCCAGCUAAGGUGUGUCCAGACAGUGAUUUCCAGUGUAAGACAGUGGGAAUUCUGGAAUGCGUUGACAAACGACUGCAAUGUGAUGGAUAUCCGGAUUGUACAGAUGGUUCUGAUGAAGAUGGUUGUCCGGGCUGCCGGAGGAAUGAGUUUGAAUGUGCCAGUGACAACCGCUGUAUUUCGGAGAGUUCUCGAUGUAACGGACGAAUUGAAUGUGCAGACAGAUCUGAUGAACUUGGCUGUGUGUGUACUGAAGAGCAGUUCCGAUGUGGUGAUGGAAUCUGUAUAGACCUUAGCCAACGCUGUGACCAACGUGUCGAUUGUACGGACCGAUCGGAUGAACUGGCUUGCCCUUGUCGGGAUGGCGAAUUCCAGUGUUUGAACGGAGACUGUGUGCUCGAGUCCGCCCGUUGUAACGGCCGAAGUGAAUGUCGCGACCUCUCUGACGAGACCAACUGUCCGGAUCGUCGUCGAUACCCGCCCUGCCAGGAUGGGUUUUUCCAGUGCGGCACGGGUCAUUGUCUCCAGGAAUCUCGUCAUUGUGACGGGUAUCCCGAUUGCCCCGAUCAAUCGGACGAACGAGACUGUACACUUCGGUGUGAGGCAGGUGAGAUGGAAUGUGAGGUGGACAGGAAGUGUAUCCCACAGGCACAGAUCUGUAACCGCGUCUACGACUGCACCGAUGGACGUGAUGAACUUGACUGUGCGGUGUGCUCUGACCGUGAGUUCCAGUGCGAGUCUGACCGGACCUGUAUCAGUGCCGUAGGGAGGUGUAACGGAGUGAAGGAGUGUUCAGAUGGCUCCGAUGAGAUGAACUGCCCCCCUCGCCCAGAAGUGUCAGUAGUGAUAAGUCCCCGUCAGUUGCGUAUUCGGGCAGGUGCGGAGGCUGUUUUCACAUGCGCCGUCAGCGGACUGCCCGGUGCAAGGAUACAGUGGUACAGGCAAGGGGGCAAGGACCUCCCUAUGCAGUCGGCUGCUGAAUACAACAAGCUGAUGAUUCCAGUUGCUAAGGUGAUGGAUUCUGGAGUGUAUGUUUGCCGUGUGAGAGAUUCAGACCAGGAGUAUUCAGACUCAGCACAGCUUGAUGUGGUGCAAAUCGGUCCGGAUCCAGACAAUGGAGGAGAUGGAGGUCCAUGUGGUAAAGACGAGGCAGUCUGUCAGAAUGGCCAGUGUAUCAGACGAGAGUACCGCUGUGAUGGCGAGAGGGAUUGUUCAGACGGCUCAGACGAACCUGCCGACUGCUACAACAAUCUGUGUGAGCCCAAUGAGUUCCAGUGCCCGUCUGGCCAGUGUGUGAUGAAGAUCUGGAGGUGUGAUGGGGAGAAUGACUGUGAUGAUGGAUUUGAUGAGUCCAACUGCAGAUCAAAAUCUCCUACUGAGCCAUGUGGCUUUGACGAGUUCCAGUGUGUUAGUGGAGACCAGUGUAUUCCACUCGCAUACCAGUGUGACCAGGAAAUCGACUGUCUUGAUCGAUCAGAUGAAAUUGGCUGCUCUCCACCUAUCAUCACGCUGCCUCCUGUUGCUGAGAUUGAAGUGGAACUAGGAGGAACAUUCACCAUCAUCUGUGAGGCUGUUGGAGUCCCCACACCCCUUAUUGUGUGGAGAUUGAACUGGGGAAAUAUACCCUCAGGUGAUAGAGUGACUACUGUUAGUGAAAGUGGUCGAGGGGUUUUGACUGUGAGAGACGCACGUUAUGAGGAUGCCGGUGCGUACACUUGUGAGGCGAUCAACAAUCGCGGAUCCAUCUUUGCCAUCCCAGACGCCCUAGUUAUUGUCACACGUCAGAAAGGCCUGUGCAGACCACCCUUCUUCAACUCAGCUGCGAACACUUCUGACAAUUGUAUGCGCUGCUUCUGUUUUGGACACACCAUCCAGUGCUUUAGCAGUGACCUCUCAGUCUCCAGGAUUGCCUUAGCCAACAAGCCAGAGUUUGUACGGGAAGAAAGCGGUACCCAAACACCCAUUGAGUCCUCAUUGGUCAACGUAAAUCAGAGGAGUGGAGAAUAUGAGGUUGUGGACAUGACACGAAACCUGCCCAGUGGAGUUUACUACUGGAAGCUGCAGCGGGAAUUCCUUGGGGAUAGUCUGAGCAGUUAUGGCGGAGAGCUCAAAUACACCAUCUUCUAUGAUAUCGCUGGCAGACGACAGUCAACACUUGAUGUUGUGGAUGUGAUCAUCAAGGGCAAUGGAAUAACUUUGUAUUACAGAGCAUCGGUCGUCCCAUCCCCCGGUGUACAGACAUCCAUCUCAGUACCACUUAUUGAGUCUGCCUGGCAGCGAGCGGACUCGACCACAAUUCGAGGUGACACCCCAGUAGAGACACUGUAUGCCGAUCGUGGAGACCUCAUGAUGGUUCUUGAGGAUCUGGAGUACAUUCUGAUCCGUGGAUCAUAUGACAGACAGCAGACGGUCAGCAGGAUUGGUGGCGUGUUCAUGAGCACAGCUGUGGAAUACCAGACAGAGUAUGGACAGGCUUAUCUUGUAGAGGAAUGUAGCUGUCCAACUGGAUAUGUCGGCAUGUCGUGUCAGAACUGUGCGGAUGGGUUUACCCGCGUACAGACGGGCCCGUAUCUGGGACAAUGUGUCGCCUGCAACUGUAAUGGCCAUUCUAAUGACUGUGAUCCUUACACAGGACAGUGCAUUAAUUGCCUGCACAACACUGAAGGAGCCAACUGCCAGAUUUGUCAGGAUGGUUACUAUGGUGAUGCAAGACAGGGGACCCCUGGGGAUUGUCGAGCCUGCCCCUGUCCCCUUACUGACCCUGCAAACCAGUUUAGCCGUUCAUGUUUCCUGGAGCGUGAUGGUGAGGUCACGUGCGGGAAUUGCCCCACCGGGUAUGAGGGACGUCGAUGUGAGCGCUGUUCUGAAGGGUAUGUGGGCGACCCAAUGACUCCUGGAAGCUCCUGCACCAAGACUUUAGUGGAUUACUGUGACCCCAGGGGAAGUGUGCAACCCCAGCCCAACCCCAUUACUCGCAGGUGUGACUGUAAGGAAAACACGUUAGGUGACCGAUGUGAUCGUUGUAAAGGGAACUCAUUCUACCUUAGUGCUAACUAUGAGCUGGGAUGUGUGCGAUGUUUCUGUAUGGGGGUGUCCAACGUUUGUCAGAGCACCUCGUGGAACAGGGCACAGGUGAGUGUCUCCUUCACAAGAGACACAUCAGAUGUGAGAAUCACUGAUAUGAAUGGUAACGCCCUAACUGCCCAGCAACUGACCACUGACUCUGCCAACCGCGAACUUGGUUUCCGUGGUGAAAGCACGGACACGCUCUACUGGGCACUCCCACAACGUUUCCUUGGUGACCGGGUGUCAGCUUAUGGAGGUGCACUGAGGUUCACUCUGAACUUCAGAUCGGCCAAUGGUGCGGAGGUGAACCCAGCUGAGCCCCUCGUGAAAAUCUCGGGCAACGAUAUCACCCUUGUACACAGAGUCCGACUGAACAUGGAAUCCCAAAAACCUCUGGCCAUCAGCAUCAUGAUGUACGAACAGAACUGGUACCGUCUGGACGGGCAACCAGCCACCCGAGAACAUCUGCUGAUGGCCCUUGCUGACCUUGACACCAUGAUGAUCAGAGCAACAUAUGAGAAACCACAGGCGUAUGCAGGCUUGAGGGAUGUCAGCCUGGACAUUGCGGAAGACCGGAGCACGCGUCAGGACCGAGCCUACCCCGUGGAGCAGUGUAGCUGCCCAGUUGGAUAUCGAGGUUUAUCUUGCGAGGACUGUGACACCGGCUACACUCGCUCAGGCGGGGGGCUCUACCUGGGGCUUUGUGAGCUAUGCAGUUGUAAUGGGCACUCCAGUGAAUGCCACCCAGAGACAGGCGUGUGCAGGAACUGCCAACACAACACCGCUGGUGACAACUGUGAGAUGUGUGCCAUUGGUUACUAUGGUGACGCUACCCGGGGAUCACGCAUUGAUUGUCAGCAAUGUCCUUGUCCUCUCACAGAGUCACCUAACCAGUUCAGCCCCACUUGUGAGCUGAUCAGGGACAGUUCGAACAGAGGAGAUGUGAGGUGUACUGCCUGCCCUGUUGGACACACAGGACUUAGAUGUGAAUCAUGCUUGCCAGGUUACACUGGCAACCCAAUGAAGGUUGGAGACUACUGUAAGCUUGGACCUGAUGUUAAUUGUGACUGUGACACUCGCGGUAUUGUGCCCAACACACAAUGUGACGAAAACACCAUGCAAUGCCAGUGUAAGCCGUACGUUCAGGGCCGUCGCUGUGCACGGUGCAGGGAGGAUCAUUUCUACCUGGAUGCCAACAACCCCCAGGGCUGUCUGACUUGCUUCUGUUCCGGCAUCACCAACCAGUGUACAAGCUCUAGCUACUACAGGGACAGCUUGCGGCCAAUAAUUGGUACAGAUGGCAGCCACAACUUUGUCCUGGUCAACAGGCGCAUGAACAACCUCAUCAGUGAUGGCUUCAUUGUGGAUUCUUCAAGGAAUUCAGUCACAUACAACAGGUUUGAGGGUGUACAACAGGAGCGUGAGAGCCUAUUUUUCCAGCUGCCCGCCAAGUUCCGUGGAGAUAGGGUCACCGCAUAUGGUGGAUAUCUUCGAUUUACGCUUGAAUUCUCUGUUAGGCCAGAAGGACGCAUGUACAGAGAUGUAGACUUGGAAAUAAUUAGCCAGGGCCAAUCGGCAAGAGUGUACCAUUUGUUUGAGCCUGCACUCGAGGUGGACCGCACACAGACAUAUGAGAUUCUACUUAGAGAGAGCUCGUUUAAUGAUUUGAGGAGCAACACCAAUCCAACUCGUGAGACUUUCAUGAAGAUGCUCUCCGAUGUGGAGGGAAUUCUUAUCAGGGCUACAUACCACCAAAACAUGGCAUCGGUUACACUUCGUGAUGUCAGCAUGGACACUGCCAUACCCACGCCUACUGGCCUUGGAGGAGCCCCAAUGGUUGAGGACUGUCGUUGCCCCGAGGGUUACACAGGCCUGUCAUGUGAACGCUGUGCCGAUGGCUACCUCCGUGUGUCUGAUGGGAGGGACGGGCUUGGGCGAUGUGUACGGUGUAACUGCAACAAACAUGCCACCUCUUGUGAUCCUGAGUCUGGACGGUGCUUGGAUUGCCAACAUAACACUGAGGGAGAUCGCUGUGACCGAUGUAUGGCUGGUUUCUAUGGUGUCGCCACUGCUGGAACACCCAAUGACUGUCGACCAUGCCCCUGUCCUCUCACUACAAGACCCAACCAGUUUUCUUCCACAUGCUUCUUAGCUGACGACAAUCAAGUGACAUGUGACAGAUGUCCGACAGGCUACACCGGCAGGCAGUGUGGACAAUGUGCAGAGGGUUAUGUAGGCAACCCAAGUGAGGCUGGGGGUUCAUGCCGACGCCAGGAGGAAGAUCGCCGACCCAAUGUGGUUGUCUCCCCUGUCCGGGUGGAGGAGCCAGAAACAUCCUCUGUUGUGUUCCAGUGUCAAGUUAGUGGAGAAGGCCCCUUCAAUGUUGUGUGGAGUCGUCUUGACCGACGUCCACUAUCCGAUCGCGCAAACACGAGUCCCCGCUACUCACUGACCAUCCGUGACCUUGUACGAGAUGACACAGGCAGAUAUGUAUGUACGGCUACAAACCGGUUUGGAGUUACACGUAGAGAGGUGGAAUUGGUGGUUGUGGGAGGUCGUCGCCCCCUACAGGUCCGCAUUGACCAGACAAGAAUUGAGGUAGAAGAGGGACGUUCUGCGAGACUCGUGUGCUCUGUUGUCGUUAGCUCGGCUGGAGAGAUGUACAUCCUCUCCUGGAGCAAGCAGGGGGGCCAGAUGCCGGCAAAGGCUAUAGACCAGAAUGGCGUACUUGUGAUCCCAAAUAUCCAGCGUAGUGACGCAGGCAACUAUAUGUGUACUGGCUCUGACAUGUUCCACGUGGAUGAAGCUGUUGCCGUAAUUAUUGUCAAGGAAGAUUCAGCUCAGUCUCCAACUGUGCGUAUAGAACCUCGCUACCUGUAUGUUGAUGAAGGAAAUACCGUCACGUUCCAGUGUAUUGCCAGUGGAAGUCCACCACCCAGGAUCGAGUGGUACCGGGGAGGUAACCGUGAGUUGAGCCCAGAGGCUACAGUGACUAGUGAUGGUACCCUGCGUAUCCCACGGGCCCAGCUUUCAGACGAGAGUGACUACUACUGUAAAGCCACCAAUGAACAUGGCUCGUCUGAACUACGAACAAUUCUCUAUGUGAGACCUAUUUCAAAACCAGAAAUCACCAUCAUUGUUCGUCAGACCAAGUAUGUAGUAGUUGCCGGAGACACAGCAAGACUUGAAUGUUAUGCUGAGGAUGGAAGUGAUCGAAUCACACUAUUCUGGUCACGAUCCACCGGCCUUCCUGUGGGCGCCACUCAGAAUAACGGCAUUCUGACCAUACCAAAUGUGCAGCCUAGCUACGCUGGCAAGUACGUGUGUACUGGCACAGAUUCUGAGACGGGAAUAUACAGCACUGCAGAAGCUUUCUUGGAAGUCGAUGUCAGUCCUUCAGUUAUUGCACCCACUGUAAAAGUGGAACCGGAGAAAGUCACAAUCCCCAUGGGAACCACCGGUACCCUGACAUGUAAGGCUACUGGUAAUCCACAGCCAACUAUCACCUGGCUCAAGUCAAGGGAGGAUCUGUCGUCAAACCAUGUGGUGACAGGCAAUACUCUGCGAAUCACCCAGGCAACAAUGGCAGACAGAGGUAUUUACGUAUGCCGGGCCUCAAAUCAGGCGGGAACCGAUCAGGACUGGACCAUUGUGGAGGUCGAACGUCGUAUGAGGCCCAAGAUUGAACUCUACCCUAACUCCACCCAGAGAAUCUCAGUAGGAAGCAGUGCUCUGUUCCAGUGUAGAGUGAUGGAUGGAGACCCGCCCCCGCAGGUCACAUGGACCAGAGCUGGAAAUCUACGGAUGUCUGAGCGUGUUGAGGUGAUGGAUAAUGGAGUGAUCAUGUUCAAGCAGGCACAACAGGAAGACCAGGGUGGAUACAUCUGCUCCGCCCAGAACGAGAUGGGGGUCAUCACUGCCACAGCAACGCUAUAUGUGGAAGGUCCGCCAACAAUCAACAUCCAGCCCAGCAAGAUUAUCUACGCCAUCAUUGGUCAGCGUGUGCGGUUGGAGUGUAGCGCAGAUGGUGAUCCCAUACCUUCAGUGUACUGGAUUGAACCGUCACGGUCUGCCCGCGGAGAUGUUCCGGUGGAUGAAUCUUACGAUUUCUCAGUGGCAGCUACCCCUGGAUCAGCUGUAGUGGACAUUGGUAGCUUCCAGAGGUCAGAUGCCGGGACUUAUGUUUGUGUGGCCAAGAACUCUGGUGGUCAAACUCAGGACAGGGUCCAAGUCAGUGUUGACGAGGGUAGUCGGCCAAGAGGGUUGACUAUUUCUGGUCCCAGCACACUGUCCGUUAGGGAGGGGCAGGUGGUCGAACUUAUCUGCUCAGCCAGUGACAUCAACAACCCUAUCAUACGUUGGCGACGUCGCGAGGGCGUGUUACCUCCUGGUCACCGUGUGAGUGCAGGAGUUCUCACGUUACCGCGAUUCCGAUCUGAGUAUGCCGGGGAGUACAUCUGUUCAACAGUUGUACAGACGCAGUCUUAUGAAGCAUCUGUCAUCAUCAUUGUCACUGUUGCUCCGAGACUGACCAUUUCACCGCAGCGUAUCACAUCUCGUGCCGGAGACACAGUCCAACUCCGCUGUUCCGCAUCAGGCAGCGGACCAUUCAAUAUUGAGUGGUCACGAGUAGACGCACAGAUGAAUCCAAGUGCUCGGGAGAAUGACGGCAUUCUUGAAAUACGUCAAGUGACCCCAGCAGACGCAGGACGGUACCGUUGUGUGGUACAGAGUGGUUCUGGAACAACUGAAGGAUACGCCAUUGUGGAUGUGGCAGCACCACCCUCCAUCACUGUUACCCAGCGAGAUGUUUACACAGAGACCAACAAAGUUGCCCAAUUACGCUGUGACACAAGCGGUUCACCAACACCAAUGGUACGAUGGGAAAGAGAGGGCGGAGAGUUACCCCCACAACAUCGCGUACAGGAUGGCCUUCUCACGAUCUACAAUGUACAGGAACAAGACGCAGGCAGAUAUAUCUGCACUGCCACCAGUACGGCAGGCAGUGCCCGAGACUAUGCUGUACUUCAUAUCUCAUCGGGCAGCGUAAUAGAUGGAGAUAAUGGAGGUGACCGUUCGAAUGUCCAGACUGUUAAUAUUGGCGACAGGGUGUCUCUGGAAUGCAUUGUAACUGGGACUCCACUGCCAACCAUCACUUGGUCCAGAUUGGAUGGACGACUUCCCGCCGAUUCCAUCCUUGGCGAUGGAAUUCUCAUCAUCCCAUCUGCAAAGAUGGAUGAUGCCGGAACAUAUCGUUGUGAGGCGGUUAACGAGGCUGGUUCUGUGUCCCAGAAUGUUGUUCUCUAUGUCCGAGCUGAGCCCCGUGUGACGGCGCCAACUAACAUGCGUGCAGCCCUUGGUGAGAGUGUGUCACUUGUGUGUGACGCACAGGGCUUCCCUGCCCCCGCCAUCACGUGGUACAGGAAGGAUGGAGAAAUGCCAGAUGAUUACCAGAUAGUGGAUGGUGACCUGAAAAUCAGCCGGGUACGCCCUGAAGAUGCUGGCAUGUACUACUGCCAUGCUCAGAAUGAACAUGGCGACUCCGACUCACCUGUGAAUCUCAACGUCGGUGCCCUUGUUCCAAGAUUUACCCAGGAUCCUAAAUCAUACAUUGCCUACCCGCCGCUCAAUGACGUCUACCUCGACUUCGAUAUCCUUCUUUCACUGAAGCCCGAGUCUACUGAAGGUAUGGUGCUGUACAAUGGACAGUUUGAGGAUGGAGGCGGAGACUUUGUAUGUUUUGGUUUGAAUGAGGGUUAUCCAGAGUUCAAGUUUGAUGUCGGCUCGGGUCCUGCAGUUAUUCGGGGAAAUAAUACUCUUGGCUUGAAUGAGUGGCAUACCAUCAAGCUGACCAGAAACAGGAAGAAGGGCUCGAUGGUGGUGGAUGAAGAGCCAGCCUAUACUGGAGAGUCUCCAGGCUACUUCACUGGCCUUGACCUUGCUGGAAACAUGUAUCUAGGCUCUGUGCCCAACUACAACAAUAUACCCAAGAAUACAGGCUACAAGGACGGUUUUGUGGGGAGCAUCAGUGAAGUCCAGAUCAAGGGUGUGGAACUGAACCUGGGAGCUGAGGCCCUGGAACUACAUGGCAUUGAGCAAUACAACGGGUGUCAGCGUAAUCCCUGCCUUAACGGUGGGGAGUGUGUGGCUGCCAAUAUGAAGUUCGGGUUCUCGUGCAUCUGUCCACAGGGAUACACGGGCAGCAGGUGUGAGGAGCGCGGGGAACAGUGCUAUCCCAAUGCAUGUGGACCAGAGGGCCGUUGUUUCAACCUGCCUGGCCGGGGUGGGUUCAGGUGCAUCUGUCCCCUCGGGAGGACCGGAACCGGAUGUCUUGCAAAUGUCCCUGUGACAAGCCCCUACUUCAACCGCACAUCUUUCAUCUCCUACGCACCGGUCGACAACGUCCCAUUCGCCAACAACAUUGAGCUGGAGUUUAAACCUCAGUCGCUGCAGGACGGGAUUAUAAUGUACGAGGGAGAUAACGAGGAUGGCUCAGGAGACUUUUUAGCUAUUGUGCAGAAGGACGGGUACCUUGAGUUCAGAUUUGAUACUGGAUCUGGCCCAGCCAUUGUUAGAAGCAGAAAUCCUGUCAGGGUUGGAGAAUGGACAAGCAUCAAGGCCAGCAGAAACCAGAGAGAGGGGAGCCUCACAGUGAAUGAAGAACAGCCAGUCAAAGCCCUAGACUGGUCAGGCUCAUCCCCUGGCAGCACUAUCGGCCUUAACCUGAAGUUGCCACUUUACCUUGGAGGCGCAGACCCAACAGUUAGAGUAUCACCGAAUACUGGAGUCAAUCAGGGAUUUGUGGGCUGCGUUGCUCAGGCUUCAAUCAACGGAGCACGUCUGGAACUUGUUCGGUCAGCCGUGGAGAGCCUGAAUGUUGUGGACUGUGGAGAACGUCGUUUGUGUGAGCGUACACCAUGCAGGAAUGGGGCUACAUGCGAGGACAUCCCUGGACCUAACUACAAAUGUCUGUGCCCAGUGACCCACACCGGACGUGACUGUGAACAGGAGUUAAACCUGUGCCUCACAAACUCUCCGUGUCAAAAUGGAGCUGCAUGCAGUUACCGUGACAAUACAUACCAGUGUGACUGCCCGCUAGGAUUUGCCGGGCGUGACUGCCAGUUUGCUAUCCAACUAGAUGACAACUUGAAAUUCGGAGGUCGCUCCCUGCUGAGUUUGAACCAAUCCCUGUUAGCGCACACUCGGACCCAGGAGAGACAGAACAUCUCGUUUGUUAUCCGCACGACCCAGAGUGAUGGUCUGGUGUUCUGGCAGGGAGCCCAGGCUGAUAAGAAGCUCAUGGGCCAGGACUACAUGUCCAUUGCCCUGGUUGAUGGAUAUGUUGAGUUCAGGUUUGAGAUGGGCACCGGGCCGGCAGAGUUGAGGUCCAGAGACCGUGUUAAUGACGGACAGCCGCACAUGGUGUUUGUCGACCGACUUGGUCGCGCAGGAAGCCUUAUAAUCGACUCCACAGAAACAGUGUUUGGAAACUCCCAGGGUUCCCUACAGAUGCUGAAUGUCUACGGCAAUAUCUACUUUGGUGGUUUAUCUAACAUCCAACUCAUGACAGACAAUGCUCACACGGAGAACUUUGAAGGCUGCAUCGGGCAGAUAAAUAUUUCUGGAAAAGACAUUGAUAUAAAUCGUGAUGUCAUCAGGGCAUUUAAUAUCGAGUCGUGUAGUAAUCCAUAGAUAUUGGCAGUAUAGUGUUAUAGUUAGAGACAUUGUUAAAUUCUUAUCUAAUUGAUUUUUUUACCCUUUUUUAUACGCAACUACUGCUGUUGCAGUGUUUUUGUGAAGGAAAUUGUUGUUGAUACUGUUAAGAUUCUGUUAGAUUGUUCAGAAUACAGUGUAACAUAUGGCCUAUGAUACUAGUGUUAUAUUUAGCAAUACUAGCGUCCAUUUCGUGGAUGCCGUUUUAAGCAGCAAAGGCAUUUUGCGAUAAAACCAAUUUAAGCUGAAUCGUUUGAAUAGCGAUUUAAUUGUUUUUUAAUCAGGAACUCCAUGAACCGUACGGAAAAACUGUGCAGUGUAAGCUGCGGCUAUAGGCGGUGUCCGUGAUAAUGCCUUUUCAAAUAUUUGCAUGCUAAGGAAACUGUACAAAGUUUGAAUUCUAUUUUUAACAGGCUAUUUCAUUUUUUAUACCAUUAGUUUUAAACAGCAAUCAAUAAGCAGAUACAUUAAGUGGUAAACACUAUAUUCGCGGAACAUGUAAUUGUGCAAUUGAUGGGAUAUUAGAAUUAUUCAAUUUUCAAAUAGAUGCAUAGAAUUCUGUUCCAUGAUUUGUACUUGUGUAAAUUUCUAUCUUCAAUAUGUGAAAAAUUGUUUGGAAAGCCUACAAAUGGGGGGUUAGUGUUAGGAUUAGGAAUAGUUAGGAUUGAUAAAGUGAGUUUAUGAAAGUAUGUUCAUGUAAAUACAUGUCAAGGUUAAAUAGUUUAGUGAUGUAAAUGGCUACUGUGUGGACAAGCAAAUAGGCCAGUAUCUCUCUAAUGCAACAGAUAAGAUUAUAUACAUCAUUAAUACGUACAUGUAUUUACAAACAAAAUAUCAAAUUAUUUUAUUUUUGUAUUAUAUUUUAACAAGGGGGUAACACAUGUUUUGGCUUAUAAUUGAAACAAAUUCAAAACUAUAUUUUCCUUGUAUAACGUCAGUUUAUCUUGGUUACUAUGCAAAAAUUUCAUAAUAAUGAUCAGAAACACUAGUAUGAAAGGGUGCUAUUCCCUGACCAAUCCGUAGAUAAUGUAUGCUUAUUAUUUUGAGAGCGAGCCAGUAUCUGACAAAAUAGCUGUAGCUGUAUUUUUUGUAAUAUUUUGUGUUUCGCUGUUUGCUAUUUUUAGCAUUGAGAAUUUUUGUACCAAAGCUUCAAUUGCUUAUUCCUGUACUCUCAUUGGCUGAGUGAAUGUUAGUUAUCCAUAAUUUAUCCAACCUACAAGUAUCUUUCAUUUACAGUAAUUAUAUCAUUUGUUUUUUACUCCAUCAUUUUUAUCUAUAUUUCAUUAUCUCUUUCCUUUUAGCAAAGAUUUAUGACUGAUGUAAGAAACUUGCUUUAUUGUUGUGAUAUGAAAUCCAUUAAAACCUUUAUAUUUGAGUGUAUUUUGUGUAUUUUAGUUCAUUCUGACUCAGUUUUGUUUCCGAUCAUAAUCUGUUUAUAUAUAGAGUAUGGGUCAACAAUAUUCAUGUUUUGAAGAGAUGUAUGAUUUAUAUAUUCCAAACUGCAAGUCAAAUAAGUUCCAAUUUAUUCGAACUACAUGUUUGUACACCUAAUUUAAUCGUAAAAA